UCAAGACUGUAAGUUUAGUGUAGUUCGUGUGCUGCUGGGCGGGGGUUAUAUAGAAUCGAGAGUAACUGCGCCAAAUCUUGUGGAUUCUAAACUCAUUCACCCACCAUGGAGGACGAAAAUGUUAAAGAAAGCGAAAGCGAAUACAUGUACUUCUCGUCUGCCUCGUUCUAUCUAAACUACACGGGGUCUUAUGAGUUCUCGAUACCAUGGCGAUGGAACCUGACUGUUGUACUCAUAAUGGCCGUGUUUGGAAUCGCAGUAAACAUGGCCCUACUUCUGGUGAUUGUACUAAACCAGCACAUGCGCACAAUAUCCAACCUGCUGGUUGCAAACUUGGCCGUGGCUGACCUCAUCAUGUUCUUUUUCUCAGUGCCCUUUGACAUUGUCCAAUGGAACGUCAGCACUUGGCCACGUGGUAUUGGAGGUAAAAUCCUCUGCAAAUUGGGCAGUGCAGUAUGGGGGCUCGCUCAGGUGUUAUGCGUUGCGUCACUAACGGCAGUCAGCGUGGAGCGUUAUUGCUCCUUGCGCUGGCCGCGGAUGCAGGUGAAACGUUCCUUCCUCAUACUUGGGGCGGUUUGGCUGAUAGCUAUCGUCUUCGCUAUACCCAUCUUGAGAUUCGCUAACGUGGAACACUUCGGGAAGUACAUCUCGUUCUGCUACGUUGUACCGCCGUGGGGUACGUUUGCACGGGCCGUCACCACGACGUAUUGCGCCCUAACGUACGUCCUACCGGUGAUUGUGAUCUCGUGCUGCUACGUCGGCAUGGCGUCGACGCUGAUGUCUCGCAAUGACGGCGCUGACACGGCGUCGGUGCGUGCACGGCGUCUACUCAGCGUGGUGGUGCUGAUUCUUGCCAUAUCUUUUGUCGUGUGUUGGUUUCCUAUUCAGUUUGUUAACCUUUAUGUUCUGUUCAUGGAUCCAUAUUCCAUGUCCUUUGAAUUCAUUAUCAGUUGCUGGGAGGUUGGUCAUGUAUUGGUGUACGUCAACUCCUGCCUGAAUCCUCUGGUUGUGUUCAUCAUCAGCGGGUUGCAUCGUAAACCGUUGGUUGGGUGUUUCACUAAAAAUCGUAAGAAACCGUCCACGUCCAAUCAGAAUGAUCCCUAUUCUCAGAUACAAGAAGAGGCAUCCUUAAGUGAAACGGAACAUGUGGAUUUGGAGCCUUUAGAAUGAGAAUGCAUAUGCCAAGAAGUUUCACACAUUCAAUACACUACCAGGUCAGACUUGAUCCGGCUUAGAAUUGACCUUGAUCAUAUUUGACCCGGAUCUGACCCGAAUCCGGGUCCCAUGGAGCCUGACCCAUGUCAAAUUGACCCAGAAAUGGA
Asterias rubens (European starfish) is the source of this 1322-nucleotide messenger RNA. RefSeq names its product allatostatin-A receptor-like. The record is from RefSeq and is a predicted model, not a curated record. NCBI's taxonomy places the organism in Eukaryota, Metazoa, Echinodermata, Asteroidea, Forcipulatida, Asteriidae. Gene Ontology annotation, molecular function: G protein-coupled receptor activity. The coding region runs from base 106 to 1170 and encodes 354 amino acids. Gene Ontology annotation, cellular component: membrane. The transcript is spliced from 3 exons. Gene Ontology annotation, biological process: G protein-coupled receptor signaling pathway.